Acanthochromis polyacanthus (spiny chromis) is the source of this 3440-nucleotide messenger RNA. It is a transcript of the gene ivns1abpa, whose product is annotated as influenza virus NS1A binding protein a. The transcript is spliced from 15 exons. The record is from RefSeq and is a predicted model, not a curated record. Bases 523 to 2475 code for a protein of 650 amino acids. Gene Ontology annotation, molecular function: protein binding. Lineage: Eukaryota; Metazoa; Chordata; Actinopteri; Pomacentridae.
CUCGUCACCGGCGGCCGUUUGUUCAGAGCGAGUCCAGAGCAGAAGGAGAGUGGACGUGCUUCUCCUGCUGAGAGGGAUCCGACUACGACCAGCAGCCCCACAAGCCGUGCCUGUAGCCGCGUUGCGUUUUUUCUUUAACACGAAACAACCCACUCUGAAUUCGCAUUAAAUAUGUCUAAUAUCGUUUGUUGUCAAACGCCUCAGGUUAUAAUGUAUGACCAACAGAGAAUAAGUACAGCUCUAUAGCCAACGGGAUCCCGAGGACUUGAUUACAGUCGCUUCAAGCCUGAUAGUUUGUCCUUGCGGCUGCUCCCCCUCUCCCUUCUUCUCACGCCCCUGAAGUCGACUGGCAUUUCUUCUGACAACUUCCUGUCCCUCUCCUUGGGUGAAGAAGUCUCAGUUCCACUGUGAUCUCAGUCUGCUUUGCCUAUUGCCCACAUUUGGUUCCUGUUCUACUCUAAGCAGUGGUGCCUCCCGGAUUUGCAUUAUUCUCUAUUAGGAACACCAUUCAAAUUCACCAAGAUGAUUCCAAACGGUUAUUUGAUCUUUGAGGAUGAAAGUUUCCUGGAUUCUACCGUGGCCAAAAUGAACGCUCUGAGAAAGAGCGGUCAGUUCUGCGAUGUUAGGCUGCAGGUGUGUGGUCAUGAGCUGAUGGCUCACCGUGCGGUUCUGGCUUGCUGUAGUCCCUACUUGUUUGAGAUCUUCAACAGUGACCUUGAGCCUCAUGGAGUCUCACAUGUCACUUUUGAAGACUUGGACCCAGAAGCUGUGGAGAUCUUGCUUAACUAUGCCUACACUGCCCAGCUGAAGGCAGACAAAGAGCUGGUCAAGGAAGUUUACUCUGCAGCCAGAAGGUUCAAGAUGGAGCGAGUCAAACAGAUUUGUGGGGACUACCUGCUGUCUAAAAUGGAUUCCCAGAAUGCCAUCUCCUUUCGAAACUUCGCCAGCUCCAUGGGAGACGGCAGAGUUUUGGCCAAGGUGGACGCCUUCAUCCAAGACCAUCUACUGGAAGUGUCUGAACAGGAAGACUUCCUUAAACUUCCCCGCCUCAAGUUAGAAGUAAUGCUAGAAGACAACCUGACCCUGCCCAGCAAUGGCAAGCUCUACUCUAAGGUGCUCAACUGGGUGCAGCGUAGCCUUUGGGAGAAUGGUGACCAACUGGGACGUUUGAUGGAGGAGGUGCAAACGCUGUACUACUCACCUGACCACAAGCUGGUGGAUGGAGGGCUGGUGAUUGAGGGGCACAGUGAGGUGUUUGGUGGCGAGGAGGACCACCUUCAGUUUGUGCAGAAGAAACCGGUUCGGGAGAGCAGCCAGAGACAGAUGAGCUGCAGCUCUUCAGGAAGCCUGUCACCCUCCAACCAAGCAGCAAAUGCCCCAAAGCAGACCGCCAGGAGAGAGUGGAAGUACAUCGCCUCCGAGAAGACCACAAACAACACCUACUUGUGUCUGGCUGUGCUGGACAGUGUGCUGUGUGUGAUCUUCCUGCACGGUCGCAGCAGCCCUCAGACAUCGCCUUCUGCCACACCCUGUUUGAUGAAGAGCCUCAGCUUCGAGGCCCAGCCUGAAGAGCUUGAAGAGCACCCGCUGUCACCCAUGCAUUACGCUCGCUCUGGCCUGGGCACCGCAGGCCUGAACGGCAGACUCAUCGCAGCAGGAGGUUACAACAGAGAGGAAUGUCUGAGGACUGUGGAGUGUUACGACCCCAAAGAGGACCGCUGGACCUUCAUCGCACCCAUGCGGACUCCGAGGGCUCGAUUCCAGAUGGCCGUGCUCAUGGGCCAGCUGUAUGUGAUUGGAGGUUCAAACGGACAUUCUGACGAGCUGAGUUGCGGGGAGACGUACGACCCACAUGCUGAUGAGUGGGCUCAAGUGCCAGAGCUGAGGACAAACCGCUGCAAUGCAGGUGUCUGCUCCUUGAACAACAAACUUUACGUUGUGGGAGGGUCGGACCCCUGCGGGCAGAAGGGCCUGAAGAACUGUGAUGCUUUUGACCCUGUCACCAAAACCUGGUCCAACUGUGCCUCCCUUAACAUCAGGCGGCACCAGGCAGCAGUGUGUGAGUUGGAUGGCUUCAUGUACGUGAUAGGAGGGGCAGAGUCGUGGAACUGCCUGAACACUGUGGAACGCUACAACCCUGAGAACAACACCUGGACUCUGAUCGCCCCCAUGAACGUGGCUCGCAGGGGGGCCGGCGUUGCUGUCCAUGCAGGCAAACUGUUUGUUGUCGGCGGCUUCGAUGGCUCCCACGCUCUCCGCUGCGUGGAGGCGUACGACCCCGCCCGCAACGAGUGGAGGAUGCUGGGAAGCAUGACAUCAUCUCGCAGCAAUGCGGGCGUGGCCAUGCUGGGAGAAACCAUCUACGCCGUGGGGGGCUUCGACGGAAACGAGUUCCUCAACACCGUGGAGGUUUACAACCCCGAGACAGACGAGUGGAACGACUGCACCAAGGCCCUAUCUCCCCUCUCUGACUGAAGAAGGGGGAGACGGGGGAGGGCAGGGGACGGGGUUGGGGAGUCUCACAGUGCUUCACCUUUUUCCAAACUAACAGGCUUAGUGACGUAAUCGUGUUUCGUGAUGUUCUCUGUGUGUGUGUGUGUGUGUGUGUGUGUGUGUGAGCGGAUAUGUGUGGGUGGGGACGGGGGACGUCGGGGUGAGGGGUCUUCAGUGAAGACUGGCUUAUAUUUGGCGAGUGGGACGGGAGGGGAGGGUUGUUGCCCAGAGCAACAUGACGCCUUUGCAUAUUGCAUAAAAUGUUUUUCGUGCUGUACAUAUUUUUUCUUCCUCAUUUUUUGUCAUAUGCCAACAUUUACUACACAUUUAGUGCUUUUCUUUUUCUCUUAGAGUUUAAAGGUUUGUCACUUUGAGGGUUUUCAGAUGAGCUUUCUACUAUUGGUCACAUGGAAGGUGGCUGUAUGGAGUGGUGACGACUGAAUUUUGGAAGUUUCAAGUUUAUUUAAGAAUAUUUCUGUUGUGGAAAUGUAAUUUUGCUCACAUAUUUAAAGGUCAGCGGUUGAAGCCUUACUCAGAGUGCGAGUUAAUAAACUCCUGUUCAUGGCUUUUUGUGUCAUUUUAAACAAGCUGGAUUGCUUUUUGAAUCUUAAAUGAUGGCCUUUUUUAUAUUUUUUAUACACUGAUUUACCAGUAAAAUAAAAGUAGUAGCAGACAGCUCAAGUCAAUGAAUCUAACCAGUGCCAGAUUUAGUUUUUUUUUUUCGUGCACACACCACACACGCACAACCAUGCUUCUGCUAACCAAACUUUUGUUGUUGUGAUUUAACUAAUUGAUGUAUGUAGAAAUGCAGUUUACUGAAAAUCCUUUUUUUUUUCUUUUUUGUGUUUUUAAAGUGUCAGGCAUUGGCAGAUUCUUCUGGAAGAAAUGUUAGAGCGAGAAUUAUCAGAUUUGUAACAUUUCUUAAUUAAUAAAUCAUUUAAAUCUGA